Molecule: messenger RNA, 1685 nt
Organism: Spizellomyces punctatus DAOM BR117
Lineage: Eukaryota; Fungi; Chytridiomycota; Chytridiomycetes; Spizellomycetales; Spizellomycetaceae
Exons: 7
Coding region: 16-1548 (510 amino acids)
Biological process (GO): transmembrane transport
Cellular component (GO): membrane
Molecular function (GO): transmembrane transporter activity
Source: RefSeq, a predicted model, not a curated record
CGCAGCUUCAAUUCUAUGGACACUGAAAGAAAUAUGCUUGACGCAAGUACCAACAACGAACAGGAUGGAGAAAGCACACCUUUAUUGAAUGACCAAAAGAAAAAUGAACCAACGAACGCUUCGAAAAUCUAUAUAAUUGCCGCCUUUGUAAUGGCGAUCAAUUUUGGAGCAGCUGUCAUCUCAAAGAGCUUUGAUCAGGCUGUAAUUGCGCUCUUUUGCGGAAAAUAUUACCAGGCGAAUGGCAGGUCGCCCGAACCUAUCUUAGGGACCGUCGAUCAACAUGAUUGUACCAUCCCAGGCGUCCUUACACCUGCGGCCGAGUUUUCCUCUAUGUUGGUCGUAUUGUCUACAAUUCCAAGUAUCAUAACAAUACUUGUAGCUGGCCACUUAUCCGACAUCUUUGGCCGCAAGCCCGUCACCCUCAUAUGGCUACUGGGACUAUUUAUCGAUGUGACCAUGCCUUUUGUGGUCUUGCAUUGGAAUCUCAAUGAAUACUGGCUGGCAGUAUCAAAGGUGGUAUUUGGAAUCACGGGUGGGGAAGCAGCUGGGGUUUCCUUGAUGGUGGCGGCUAUUGCAGAUUUGACUGGGUCAAAGGAUAGAGCGAGGUUCCUGGCUGUUAUUCAGGGUUUUGGCAUGCUGGCUGUCAUGGUUGGUAGUCUGUUGGGAGGCUGGUUGGUCAAGUACACAUCCAGUUUUGAGCCGACGUUCUUCCUGGGUGUACUAUGCAAUACUUUCGCCGGCGUCACCUAUAUCCUCUUUGUUCCCGAAACCCGAAAGCCAGUACGGCCUUCGGAAACUACUGAAGUAUCCGCACUCAGUGUCAGUAAACUGCUCCGUGUCCUCCGACCACUUCCCCACAAGAUUAUGCUAGCAGCUGUUCUGUCAACGGCCAUGCGCUCCUCGUUUUUUUUUGUUCUUCCCUUCUACGCGGCGCAAGAAUUUGGGUGGAAAACAUGGGAGAACACACUUUACUUUGUUGAAAUGUGCCUACUGGCAGCUGUGGCAAAUUUAUUGGUUUUGCCCAAUGUGGAAGGUUGGGCCAGGCAAAUGUGGGGCAGCGAGCAGCCGCACAACCCUGAGCGGGAAGUAGCACCAUUACUGGAGGACGGUAGCCGGAUAGACGACGAGCUAGUGGUUGAAGACAAUCCACAAAGGCAACAAGAGAAUGUCUGGAGGAAUGCUGCCAUAGCGUUAAACCAAGUGCGCAUUUACGCUUGUGUCGAACUCGUGCACAUCAUUUUAUUUGCCAUCUCUAACAAAGCCUGGAUAGUUUACACUAUCCUACCCAUAGACGCUGUUGCUUCUCUUGGUCACGUCCAUGCCCGAGCGAUCAUUCUUGACCUUGUACCCAGAGAGUCCUACGGCAUUGUGAAUUCGAUAUUCAACGCUGUCGCUAUUAUUGGUGUUACUGGGCUAAUCAAGGCAUCCAGCGCAAUAUAUUCUGCAACAUCAGAACGCCUUCCUAAUGCAGUGUUUAUAGCAUUCGCUGGAGUCAGCAGUUUUGCCCUGAUGUUAGUCUUUUUGGCGAGGGUUACUAGAAGGGCAUGAGGUUAGGCAAUACCCAAGAUAUGUCCGGAAAUUUGUAGAUAUAUGUAGAUAAUUCGGGUCGUUUCCUAUGGUGAUGGAACAUAGCUUUCCUAAUUGUUUUGCCGUGCUUAAUAGUUAUGGUUCUCAUCUACUAUCAA